Molecule: messenger RNA, 3928 nt
Organism: Acinonyx jubatus (cheetah)
Lineage: Eukaryota; Metazoa; Chordata; Mammalia; Carnivora; Felidae
Gene: ZC2HC1C
Product: zinc finger C2HC-type containing 1C
Exons: 3
Coding region: 794-2386 (530 amino acids)
Source: RefSeq, a predicted model, not a curated record
GGAAGGGGGGGACAGACAUGGGGUCAGCGCCUCGACCCCCCCAAGGGCUCCAUGGACAGAAGAGCGAGGGCUUGUUCCCACAGCGGAAUCCCCAGUGGGGGCGCCCCGGCUGACCUCGUAGCACAGAGCGUGACUUCGGCAUUCCGGAUCUAAAAGCUGCAGCGGCCAGGUCAGGUGGCCCCCAGCUCUCAGGUUACAGACCUUCCGCCGUCCGCACCGCCGGGACUUCUUGGGUGAGAGUUUGGCAGCCAGGCACCUGCUGCAGGCCCUGAGCGGCCGCUGUGUUUGGAGUCAAGCACGGUGCCAGCAAGAGCCAAGCCCUGAGAGCUCUCUUGUGCCAGUCACUUACCUCUAGGCCUUAGUUUACUCACCUGUGAAAUGAUAGGGCUGGAUUCGGAGCCCUAAGGUCCCUAAAUGCCAGUCAUGUAACUGAGCGAAACGUUCAGUUUAUGGGUGAAGAACCGAGCCAGCAAGGGGAAGCUGCUUGUGCUGUGUCACAGGCCUAAACCUUGACUUUCAAUUCGAUAGCUCUUGCCAUUAAAUCUUUCCACCCAUCCAUACUGCGUAUGGCAGGAGCAUCACUGUGUAUGGCAGAGGCUGGUACUGGAAUAAAGCUAGGUGGCAGGAACACCCGUGUCACGUUCUUCGUUUUUCUAUUCUCAGGACCUAGUUAAGUACCCACAGGAAAUAAUAAGCAUUCACCAAAUGCUUAUUGGAGGAAAGCUCUGGCAUACCCAACACCACUGUUCCUAAGAAGUUCAAGAGAAUAUGUAGGCUUCAGUCCAGUCCCUGAAUGGCUGGUCUCCAGUUGGCGCCACAUCUGCCUGUGGGCGUUAUGCUCCCAUAUAAUAAAGCGGAAGCUCCAGGGCUCCUCUCAGCUAAGCAAGAGCCCUGUGAAAAAGGUGACUCUUCUCAGCGGUCCUCAAUGGGGCACCCAAGGAACAAUUUCCAGCAGAAGCUUUUGAGCAACAAAGAGCUGAUGCUGGAGAAUCUCUACACUCCCUCCAAAUGGAACACGUACAGCAAAGCUUGGAGCUACUCCUAUCCCCAGUGUGUUGGAAUCAGCCAGCAGGAUUCCAGAAGCAGUCCCCAGGGCCAAGCAAAGGGUUUGUUUUACUCAUCAGAUCCUCAGUCCUGGUAUCCCAAAGCAGAUAACCAGGAAUUCAUUCCCUUUACAAAGAAGCGAGUUGGGGUGGACCGGGCAUACCCACUGAAACCUGUGUUCCACAGGAAGUCUCAUAGUACGAGUGAGGCUGCCAUUGAUGGGGACCAGAAUGUCUCUCCAAGACCCCCUGAACCAAGAGGGUUUCCAUACAGCAGCGUUGGUUCAGGGAACUGGGAGAAUUCAUCUGGGGUUUGUGCUGUUGCUGCCACACAGGAGGAGAGGGCCGUGGUGGCAUAUCCCAACAGGACUGAACAGGUGCAGAUCCAAAGACUAGAAGCUGCAGGGGAGAGCUUACGGGAGGAAAUCCGAAGAAAAGAGACCCUCCUAAGGGAAAAGCUGAAGAAGACAGAGGAGGAACUCAGAAGGAUCCAGAAAGAAAAGGAACAGGCUAAGGAAAAUGAAAAAAGAGAGCUACAGAGAAUGACACUCCCCAGGAGGAGAGUUAAAGGUAAUAGCAACACCACAUACAAAUCUACCUUCUCCCCAGAACUGGGGGCUGAGGAGGUCUUCAGCAGACACAGGGGAGAGGAUGAAACUAGAGGAUGGCCUCAAGAAAAUUCUAGUCCACUCCAGUUCUCUGAUUAUGGAAUACAGAAGCUCAAAAGGGAAAGACUGGUGGCAAGCAAUAACAAAAUCCGAGACUUAGUCUCAGGGCCACCAAAAGAGUUCUCUCAGUCUUCAGGAGUGCCAGGCCGUGCUUCACAGGGAUCCACCAGCAAUUCUAGUCUGUCUAGGGCACCAGACUCCUCAGUUUCCAGCUGUUCUACCGAGGAGCCAGAACUUGGCGAAUGUAGCCAUUGUGGACGCAAGUUCCUGUUGCUCAGACUGGAGAGACACUCCAACGCCUGCAGUAGGAUGCAGAGUUCCAAGAGGAAAGUGUUUGACUCCUCCAAGGCCCGGGCCAAGGGCACAGAACUAGAGCAGUACUUGAACUGGAAGGGAUCAGCCUCAGUCCAGGCUGAACCUCCUCGGAAGAGCAACUGGAGACAGAAGCAUGAGUCUUUCAUCUGUACCCUCCGUCAGGCUCGAGAAGUCCAGCAGGUAAUUGCCAAAGGUGGAAACCCCUCAGACUUGCCUCCUAUCCUGCCUGCAGAAAAUCCAGAUUAUAUUCAGUGUCCUCACUGUAGUCGCCACUUUGCCCCCAAGGUGGCUGAGCGGCACAUUCCCAAGUGUAAGACCAUCAAGAACCGGCCUCCACCUCCAAGGAAGCAUCCCAGUUGAGCGGACAACAGUGGAAGCCUCCUUGAUAAUUCAGAAGGCUCUGCUUCUCUUCAGCAGUAAAUGGGAGUAGAAUAAUUUGAUGGAAAACAGAACUAAAAGUUUUAUACCUCCCCCAUCUGCCUGCAGAGCUUCAAUCAGUGAGGAGAGACCCUUUGCUAAGCAGCAGGAGGCAAAAGGAAGCCUCAGCUUCCCACUAAAUUACCAGCUCAGGCUGGAGUGCCUUGUUAUUGCCCUAAGAACGGAUGGCUGAAGACACUCGAGAGGCGAGCGGGCUACAUUAAAGCUCUGUUCUUGCAAGCCCGACUCGUGAUAUGUGCUGGUUAAGUGCCUGCAUUCGCUCUGCCUUCUUGCCGCUGCCUCUGCAUGUAUGUCUGUGGUUCCAGUUAACUCUUCUCUUGCAGGAAGUUGGUUCAUUACAUUGAGUUGGGUCAGAGGAUCAUGAUCACCCAGGUGGUAUCUUAUGAAAGAUAAUACGAUUUUGCCCUUAAGGCAAAUGGAAAUUUACCCUUGACCUCCCUGAUGCAUGGUCCUGCCAAAAGCUAAUACAAGUCGGUAAGGUUAGGGUGCCAGUAUACCCUAAAUCCUCCUGUGGUUACUGUGUACUAAAGGGAAACUCAUCUUUAUGUGCUUUACAGGGUAAAGGGGGGGGGGUGGGGAGCACCCUGUAUGUCUCAGUAGUUGUUCUUUUCUAAUGGAUUUCAUGUCAAAAAAAAAAAAUGAAGAAACUUCAGUUUCAGCCACUGCUAGCAUUCUGCUUUGAAAUCAGUUUGCUUGUAUGGCUUUUAAAAUGAGAACAAAAUCUACCAUCAAAGCAAGCUGAGACAUUCCCGUGGCACACGUCCCUCUCCAUUACACCACAGUAAACAGCUAUCUUAGCAAGUAAACAGAUGAAGAUACCAGAUCUUUUUAACUUUCCCUGUGCAGAAUUGUGCAUACUGCAAGUAACCUUCAUAAUUAGACCUUCAAUAAAUGGGGUUUGGAGAUUAAAAUUAAAUAAUAAAAAGAGGAAGUCCUAGAUUGGUCAAAUGGGAGAAGUGAUAAGGUAAUGCCUGUCAGGGGUAGUAUCAGUUCAGACAGGAUGAAGAUUGCACGAAAGAUCUGAAAUAACUUAUCUGAUUAUGGUCCUGAGACCAUCACUCAAAUUGUUAGUUUCAAAUAUUAGAGGGGUGCCUCAGUGGCACAGUCAGUUGAGCAUCCCACUUCGGCUCAGGUCACGAUCUCAUGGUUUGCGGGUUCAAGACCCACAUCGGGCUCUGUGCUGACAGCUCAGAGCCUAGAGCCUGCUUCGGAUCCUCUGUCCGCCUCUCCCUCUGCCCCUUCUCCGUUCAUACUUUCUCAAAAAUAAAUAAACUUAAAAGAAAAGAAAAAGAAUGGGGUGCCUGGGUGGCUCAGUCGGUUAAGCGUCCGACUUCAGCUCGGGUCAUGAUCUCAUGGUCCGUGAGUUCGAGCCCCGCGUCGGGCUCUGUGCUGACAGCUCAGAGCCUGGAGCCUGCUUUGGAUUCUCUGUCUCCCUCUCUCUCUGCCCCUCCCCCCCCCACCUCA